This is a messenger RNA of Osmia lignaria (orchard mason bee), 5946 nucleotides long. RefSeq lists its product as uncharacterized. Lineage: Eukaryota; Metazoa; Arthropoda; Insecta; Hymenoptera; Megachilidae. The record is from RefSeq and is a predicted model, not a curated record. Gene Ontology annotation, molecular function: ATP binding; ATP hydrolysis activity. Gene Ontology annotation, cellular component: nucleus.
AGGGCAGUAGCGGCUAUCUUUGUUGUAACGAACAGGGAAAAACACGAAUAAGAAUUUUGAUAAUACUGAAUGGUAUUGGUACUGACCGUACUGACGCACAAUUCAUUUAUUAUUAAUUUAUUGAUGGUAUGAUAGUUUUUAAUGAUAAGCAUAGCUUUCAAAUUUGAGAUUAUAAAAAUCAUUUUUACAUGAGUUAAGUACCAUAAUAUUUAAAACGUGAUACAAUUAAACUAUCAACAAUUAUAAAGAAGAUGUAUAGAUGUAGAAAGCAAAACAUAAAGUAGAAGUGAAAAAAAUAAAAAAAAUAAUGGAAUCAUUGGGGGAUGAUUCGACAUCCACAGAAGAAAUUAGGCCUUCUUUUAAUCCUAAUGACACAAAUUUAUAUAAAACAGGUUUAAGAGGGAACAAUAGCACCGUUAAUGAAUCUGAAUCAUCCAAUAAAGAUUCAGCUAAAAAAUUACAGAGAAAGCUUACUUCGUCUUCAGACACUGACGAUUACAAUGGAAAUGAUCAAGAUAAACAAAUAUCAAAAUCUGGCAAACAGGAAAGCGGUAUAAAAAAUAAGAAAGCUUACUGUAAUAGUACAAGAAAGAAAGCUCAUAAAAGUAGAGAAUUAAAAUGUAGCAAUUCAGGAGAUAAGAAACAUUCUGAAAGAAGGCAUUCGAUAUUACAAUUGAAUAAAGAAGAAGCAGAUUCUAGUUCUGGAAAAGAAUUCCAAAAAUCAAAAUUUUCUCGUAAUACCGAUCUCGUAAAGAAAUUAUACGAAAUUAAAAAAGGUGGAAAUUCAGAUUCAUUGGGUACAAAACAUUCAAGAAAAAAAACUUUGCUCUGCAAAAAACAAAGUUUACGUUUCAAAUCGUACGUUAUCAAAAUUUUGAAUAAAUUUAAAAUUUUGUGUUCCGAAUACGAAUUAAUGACGGAACAUGUAAAGUGGGAGAAUUUUAAUGAAGAAUUACAAUAUCAAGAGUCUGCGUAUUAUAUUGUAAAGAAAGUAAGAAAGUUGAUCAACGACCUUAAAAUGGAAAUUGAUGCACAGAAUAAGAAACUAGUAAAUUUUUUCGAAAAGUGGAAUAAAAAUUGUAGUAUAGAAAAUACGGAUCAUGAAGACAGUUCUUCAAGCGGAAACAAAGAAGUAUUGCUAAGUAAAAGUCUGGAAGAAAUAACAAAUAAAUCAAAGACUAAUUCAAAGGAAGGAAGUGUAGUUUCAGAAUGUGAUAACAAGGAAAUAUUUUCUGAUAGCGAUACAACUACUAAAAUAAUUGAAAAAAUGAGUGAAGAUAGUAGUGGAAACUCUUCAAGGGUUACAUCACCUAUCCUCGGUAGUAAGAUGAUGGAAAAAAUACAUAAUAAAGUAAAUGUAAGAGAUAAUUCAAAACCUGUUGAUUCAAAUGAGAAAGUUUUGAAAGUGUCCCAUGUUAACGAAAAUAAAAAAAACAUUAACGAAUCUGUAGAUGAUGUGUUUGAGGAAAGUAUGACGAAAAAUGUAUCUGCUUCAAACAUUUCGAAACCAAACGAGAAUGAAAUUGUCACUUCGAAUGAUCUUCAAUCAGAGAACAAUAGUUCAGAAUCUAAAGAAGUGAGCAAUGAAACAGCAGCUACAGAAAAUGACAAUCUUGAAAUUGAGAGUGAAAAGUUAUUCGAUGAUGAAGUAAAAACUACAACUGCUACAUCAGUUGAUUCUAAAGGAACAUCAGAAUCAGUUGAAAAUGACAAAAAUAAAGAGAAUGAAGAAAAUAAAAAGAAUGAAGAAUAUAAUUCUCUUAAUGGACUUGAUGAAGAACAAGCCAAAAUGGAGCUGUUAGACUCAAAUCAAGAAACAGUUAUAAACAAAGGACCUAUCGAAAAGUCAAUUGAAGAAUCUCAAAAUUGUAGUCCAAACGAAAAAGGCAAAUCAAAAUGUAAAGAAAUAACACCUGAUAGUAGCAAGGAACUAAUUACUUCGUUACUUGAAACAAUUAAAGAUUGUGUUAAACGUGCACAUCUGGAUUCAAAUUCGGAUGAUUCUAUUAAUGAACUAUUUGAUAAUAAUGAAUCUGAUGAUAAUAGCGACGAAGCACGUGCAAAAGCAAAGUUACUGAUUUCUUCAAACGCGGAAAGCUUGGAUUCAAGUUUUUCAAGCGAUAUAGAUGGUGAUAUAGAAAGUACAAUAUUAAAUACUUCUUCGAAAAAAUCUAACGACACCGAAAAUUUCGAAUCAAGUGUAGGUGAAAGGUUGAUAAAACGGCAAUUGUGUUUGUCUAAAGCAAAUAGUUCUGAAUCUGAUGAAAAACUAAAACAACUUUGUCAGGUUGUUGUUGAAAGAUUACCAAAAAGUGUUCUAGUAAAACAUGCGAACGCGUUGGAAAAAUCGCGGGAGUAUUUGGAAAGCAAACGGAUUAAAAGUCUCAUUCAUAUAGAUAAACUACAGAAGAAUCAAGAAAAAAACACUCUAACGCGAAAGAAUUCUCAUAGAAAAAAAUUAACAUUAAAAGAAACUGAAGAUUCUCUUUUAGAUCACCUAGAGAAAGUAAAAAAUGGAGAUAUCAUUGAGGAUACAGAAAAGGGUACAAACUCAGAAGGUAGUAGCACUAUUCUACAAGCAGAAACUACCUUUCAGUCCAAGGAUGAUUUGAUGUUAGAAGCAGACAUAGUUGUAAAGAAUAUGCUUUUAAAUUCUUCUGAUUCAGACGACACUGAGGAACAAAAAGGUGUCUUAGAAAAUGGUGAUAGCGAGAAAGAGAAGGACAACGCUAUGUCACAGGAUCAGUCAAAAAAGAGCAGCGAUAAGAAGAAUGAAGAUAAACUGGAAAAAAAUAGUUGGAGAACAAACAAGGUAUUGACGAUGAAAUUUUCUUCGAGUUCCGAUUCUGAUGCUAAAAGGGAAGAGUGGAGUAUAAAUCGAGAAAAACUACGAGAAAGUAGGGAAGAAAAUCAAAAUGAAGAUUCAGAGAUCGAGGCUGCCAAAGUAAAAUGUAAAAGGAAGAACCGUAGAAAAAUUACAGAUUCUGAUUCAGACACGCUAUUAGUGAAUUCUGAUUCUUCUUUUGCAUUGAAAGAUAGCUUGACUUUGAGCAGUGAUUCUUCAACAAAGAAACACAAACCACGUAAACGUAGAACGCGUAAAUCUUCAGAUACCGAUACCUCGUUUUCAGAAAAAAGAGUUAAGCCAAAAAGGAGACGCAUUAAAAAUGCAAGCACUGACAGUGAUGAUAUCGAUAAUGAUAAAGUUAAAAGUUCAGAAGGAAAGGAGAGUCGAAAGAAUAUUCGAAAAGUAAUGAAAGACAAACAAGUUGCAAAUGAUACAAAACAAGCUGCCAAAGAAGAGGAAGAAAGGCUUAAACGUAUUGCUGAGCGCCAAAAAUUGUAUAAUCAAAUGUAUGAAACAAGAUUGGCUAACGAAGAAAAGGUAGACGAGCUGGUAUUAGAUUUUGAUACUGAAACAAAAGAAAAACUUCUAAGCGUUGACAAGGAUUUAGUGAAACGUUUGAAACCUCAUCAAGCUAAGGGAGUAAAAUUCAUGUGGGACGCGUGUUUUGAAUCAAUCGAAAGAAUGAAGACUUCGCCUGGAUCUGGAUGUAUAAUUGCACACUGCAUGGGACUUGGCAAAACUCUUCAAGUAAUUGCAUUAGCCCAUACGCUUUUAAUGCAUGAAGACGUUAAUGUGAAGACAAUUAUGGUUGUUUGCCCUUUAAGUACGGUACUUAAUUGGCGAAAUGAAUUUGAUUUGUGGUUGGAUAAUAUAGAACAUGAUAUUGAAAUUUAUGAACUGACCAGAUUAAAGCAAAACACAGAACGAAGAUACAUGCUAGAAAGUUGGCAGAGAACUGGUGGUAUACUUAUCAUUGGCUAUGAAAUGUUUAGAAAUUUAAGUGGCACUAAUAACAGAAUGCCAAAAUAUGCCAAAAAAUCAGUCCUACAGUGCUUGAUAGAUCCUGGUCCAGACAUAAUAGUCUGUGAUGAGGGUCAUUUAUUAAAAAAUGAAGACACUGCUCUAAGCAAAUGCAUAAAUCGUAUAAAAACAUUAAGGAGAAUUGUACUAACUGGAACACCGCUACAAAACAAUUUAAUAGAAUAUCAUUGCAUGGUACAGUUUAUAAAACCAAAUCUUUUGGGAACCAAGAAAGAAUUUGUGAAUAGGUUUGCAAAUCCGAUAACUAACGGCCAGUUCGACGAUUCUACUGAAUACGAUGUUAAAUUAAUGAAAAAACGUGCUUAUGUUUUGCACAAAAUGUUAAAAGGUUGUGUUCAGAGGCUCGAUUACUCGGUAUUAAUGCCUUUCUUACCGCCAAAACAGGAGUACGUCAUUUUUGUAAGAUUAACAGAAGUACAAAUAAAUUUGUAUCGAUAUUAUCUGGAAAACUUUGCACGACAAAAACGCACCGGAGGUGGAGGUGGAUUUCUGUUUGCUGAUUUUCAAUCGUUACAAAGGAUAUGGACGCAUCCUAUAGUUUUACAAUUAAACGCAGAAAAAAUAGACAAGAUGAAUGAAAAAAAGCUGUCUAGUGAUUCUGAAGGUUCUUUAAAAAACUUUAUCGAUGACGAUAGCAGCGAAACCACUUCAACUGAGUCUUCUGAUGACGACGACGACGUCGUAGCUAUUAGUUCGGAUUUCUCCAAAAAAAAUACAAGACAGAACAAGACAGAAGAGGAAACAAACGUAAAAACUGAUGAUCCUGAACCAAAAGAAGAAUUAUGGUGGUUGCAAUUUGUUCAACCUGAACAUUUUGAAGAUAUGAGAGUUUCCUCGAAAUUGCGACUGCUAUUUGGUAUCUUAAAAGAGUGUGAACAAAUUGGGGACAAAUUAUUGAUAUUUUCACAGUCAUUGUAUUCGCUGACAUUAAUUGAGAAAUUCCUUAAGAAGAUCGACGUUGCAACAGAAGAUGGUACAAAUUUGGAAUAUAUUGAUGGGCACACUGGCAGCUGGACAUUAGGUUUAGAUUAUUUUCGACUGGAUGGUCAAACAUCGACCGAGAAUAGAAAUUGUUGGUGUAAAAUCUUUAAUAAACCGUCAAACACGAGAGCAAGAUUAUUCUUGAUAUCGACGCGAGCAGGUGGAUUAGGAAUUAAUUUAACUGCUGCAAAUCGUGUAAUUAUUUUUGACGCGAGUUGGAAUCCGUCUUACGACGUACAAAGUAUAUUUCGUAUAUACAGAUUCGGUCAAAAGAAGCCGUGUUACGUUUAUCGGUUUCUAGCGGCUGGCACAAUGGAAGAGAAGAUCUAUAAUCGACAAGUGACAAAGUUAUCGCUUUCCUGUAGAGUUGUUGAUGUACAACAAAUAGAACGUCAUUAUACCAACAAUGAUCUAUCCGAGUUGUAUAAAUUCGAACCAAACACAAGUAACGAAGAGAAAACUUUAAAUUUGCCAAAAGAUAGACUACUAAGGGAGAUAUUUUUAAAAUAUAAAAAAUGUGUGGAGAACUAUCACGAACACGAUUCCCUUUUAGAAAAUAAAGCCGAAGAAGAAUUAAACGAGGAAGAGAGGAAGCAAGCUUGGUUAGAAUACGAAGAAGAAAAGACAGGGAAAUUGAUGCCAGGACUUCCAACAACAGCACUUUUCCCAAAUAACUUAUUAUUACAACAACAGAAUUUAUCAGGACCAUUCAACUUUGCUACAGAUUACGAACAACUUCAAGAAUUUAUUCGAAAAGAUUAUCCAAAUGCAACGGCAGAGUAUCAACAAAUGUUAACUGCUCGUGCCUUAACAGAUAUGUAUAAUUACUGGGAGGAACAGACUUUUAAUUCUAACAACAGAAUAAUUAAUCAGAAUUUAGGUACCAAUGCACCAGUCAUGAGAACACAACAAAUGCUAAAUGUACCUCAAACGUCCUAUGCACUGCUCAACACCAAUGCAAAGUCUGCAAGUACUGAUAAUGAUGUUAUAGAGAUUCUUCCGAAUACAACAAGUAAUACAAGCAAAAGCAAAGAAGAAUGAAUAAAAGAUAAGAAAAGUAAACGUUAUAUAAAAAA